UAAGCGUGAUUGACGAAUGCUGCCAGGCGAUGGCGCAGCUGGUUAAAAAACAAACUCAAGUGAAGUGACAUCUUUGCGACGUUUUUGGUGAAGCUUCUGAAUAUUAAUUGCUAAAUAAGUAAAUGUAAACAAACCAGAAUUUCUCCCAGAAGACGUCUUUGAUUAUGGACGCUUGUGUAGUAAUAAACAGUUUUCGUCCGGCUGCCAUGAUGAAUCCGGCCGACAGGAUGCCACAGUGACGGAGAAUAGCCCCAUUGGUUGCCAUGGCGCCCUGCAGCAAUCCCUCUCAGUUCCUGUGCUUGUGUGGAUUGAAGGGAUUGAAGAAACAAGUACUCUUACUCUGAUGCUGGAGCGCGGUUUUGGUGUCCAGUGAGCACAGCUGCCUCUUCAUCCUACACGUUUCCACUGUUGUGGCAGCAGAGCCGCUGGUCCGAGGCCUGAGGAAACUCCCUGAAGAUAUCGACUGGUCAUACUCAGGGACUCUGAACCAGCGCAGCUGGGGUAAGAGGUACCCAUCCUGUAACAGCGCCAGACAGUCUCCAAUGGACAUCGAUGAGACAUUUACCCAAGUCAGACUGCAGUACCAGAACCUGCAGCUCGAAGGCUGGGACAGACUGACAGCAGAAUCCAGCACUAUCCACAACAACGGGAAGACUGUGGCCCUCAGUGUGGAAGGGGAAUUCUUUGUGAGUGGAGGAGGGUUGAGCUCCAGGUUCCAUGUUGGCAGAAUCACCUUCCACUGGGGGCGCUGCAAUGCAUCGUCAGAAGGGUCUGAACACAGCCUGAAUGGGAUGAAAUACCCACUGGAGAUGCAAAUCUACUGUUAUGAUCCAGACGACUUCCAAAGUCUGGAUGAUGCUAUUAGAGAAGGAGGGAGGAUCGCUGCCUUGGCUGUGCUCUUUGAAAUCAGCCUGGAAGACAAUGAGAACUUCACUCCUGUUAUAGAGGCCAUCAACACUGUCAGCAGGUUUGGUAAGAGCGGGUCGAUGGAAGCCUUCACGCUGCGGUCUUUGCUGCCUAAUAAUACGGAUAAAUACUACAUCUACAACGGCUCGCUGACUGCACCUCCCUGCUCUGAGACGGUGGAAUGGAUCGUCUUUAAACAUACCGUCGCCAUAUCAGAAACUCAGUUGGAGGUGUUUUGUGAGGUGAUGACGAUGGAGCAGGCUGGAUAUGUGAUGCUGACGGAUUACCUGCAGAACAACUUCAGGGAGCAGCAGCAGCAGUUCACGGGUCAGGUGUUUGCCUCAUACACCGGAGUUGAGGACGUUCUCACGCCCACCUGCAGUUCGGAGCCAGAGAAUGUUCAGGCUGAUGCCCAGAACGACACGACCAUCGUGGUGACGUGGGAGCGUCCCCGCGUGGUUUACGACACAACCAUCGACUGGUACACCGUCACCUACCAGAGGCUGCAGGGCCGAGACCAGAGCAAGCGGGAGUACAGGACAGACGGGGACCAGGAUGUGGGUGCCAUCAUCCCCAACCUGCUGGCCAACAGCAGCUACGUGGUUCAGGUGGUUGCUGUUUGCACCAACGGACUCAGAGGACGAUGGAGUGACCAGAUUAUAGUGGACAUGCCGUUAGAAGAACCUGAAAGUGAUUCAGAUCCUGAUGCUAUCACAAGAGACUUGGAGAGCAACAGGGAGGUCUCAUCAAAAGCAAGAUGGGAGAAGCCCGAGAACCAGAAUCAGGUGGAUUUGUCUUCAGAGGACCACAGCCCAGUGGAGGAGGUCCCAGUGGAGCAGACAAGAGUUUACCAGAACCAACCAUCACACCACCAGAAUCAGCCCAAAAACCAGGUCGGCUCCCGUUCGACCCCAGGAACUCCUUCUGAGUCUGCUGUUCUACAGGAAACUCAACUCAACCAGAACGUGAAAAAGAAACCGGGCUGGAGCAGCUCUAAUCUCAAUGAUAUGGAUCAAAACUGGAUCGACGAGGACCAGGAUGUGCCAACGCACCGGCCACUCACUAAUGCAGGUUUUGACAGCAACGGGGCAAUAUGGGUAGCCGACGUAACUGAGCAGCCGGGCUUCCUGUUUCCAGUUGCACGGACGACCACCCUGCCGACGAACCGCAGACAGAUCACAGAGGAGGCGUCAUUAUCAGUGUCAUCAAUUCAGUCAAGCGACCAUGGUGCACCAGAUGAUUCUGGAGAAAGUGGCCUCCCUUCUCCCCAGUCGGACCUCUACACCCCUCCUGUGGAGGACAUCCAAGUCACGGAUGUCUUCUAUGAAGACACGGUUAACAGCUCUCCACUAGAAACCACCACCUCUGCUGUUACAGCGUCUGCUGCUGCUGUGCUGCCAGGUAACGGAGUCUCCUCGUCGUUCUCUGAAGACAGCAGUGCCCCUGUGAACAAACCUGUACCAGAAACCUUCGCCUCAGUCCCCUCCACCCCCUCCUCCAUCUGGAUCACGGCAAGGGCGGCAACUGCCAGCAACACACUGGCUGAGUCAGUCUACAAAUCAUUCACCUCCUCCUCUCUGCUCAGGGUGUUGAUGCACACAACCCAGCCCAUGUUUAAUGCAAAUAGACCCACAUCCAAGAUUGAGAACUCAGCCAUUGAUCAGUCCUUUGCCUUAACAAACUCUCCCAAUACUCUUAGUGGAGUGAUCAUCAACCCUGCAAAUCCUGCAGUGUCUGUCCCAGAAGGAGGUUUCCAUGCCAAAGGAGAUUCAUUCAGUGUCACGCCUCAGCCACUCAACCAUUUUAAUGAAUACACCAGCAGUUUCCAUCCUUCUCCUGCCCUCCCUGAAGAUAACAGGAGUGGCAUUAUCUUGCAUCAUAAUGACAAGUCCUCUGAAGAGCACUCUAUUGUCCGUCUGCAAAUGGAUUUAGAAUACCCUCAGACCUCUACCACUCUGGGUUCUCAGGAUCACUUAAUCACUGCAUACUCUUUUUCUUUGCUGCCUGGUAACGACUCAAGUACCAUCAGCUUAUCAGAAACAAGCACAGCUAAAGAGAAGAACCCAAAUGCUUCUCAAACUCAAACUGAUAGGAUUCAGGAUGGUCUGAACAGUUUUCCACAACCUGACAGCAGAGAACAAGAGGAAGGCAGGAUGGACAGACAUAAAAAACACCCCAACUCCAUUUCAGUCCUAUCUGUCUUUAAUUCUAAAGGCUUGACGUUGUCUGUUCCUGAUAAUUCAGAAAAGUCCAACCCAGACAUGCCAGUAGAGGGAAGUGGAUCAGGCUCUGGCCUUUAUAGCAACACGUUCAGUCAAGACUUUGGUGGAGUCAAUAGAGUCAAGACUGACCUUUCAAGUGUUAGCUUCAAGGUGGAUAAUACUGGAAACAAGAACAGAUUAACAGGAAUUACGAUGGAUAGUGAAACAGGUGAAACUGCAAAUGAGGCAGGAAGCAAAAUAAGUCGCAAGAAAGAGUGUGAAACUGUGGUAGAGAAAGAAAUGGUGGGGAAUGACAGUGAGCUAAGUGGUGAGGAAGAAGAAACAGAAGGAGAAGGGGUGUACAACAGUGGGAAUCAGAGCAUGAGGAAAGUGGAUGGUGAAACAGACAAAAGUGCCAGACAGGUCAAUAGCACAUCAGGUUGUGGCAUGCUGAAAGAGAAAGAAACUAAAGUUGAGACUGGAGCAGGAAAGAAAAUAUACAGUGAGCCUGGUAGUGGGGAUGAAAUUGAGCCCAAUUUUAUAGGCCUGAGCUGGCUUGAGGACAUCCUUGGUUCUGGAGAGGGAGGAGAUGGAGUAGACAAUGGAAAAGCAAAGAAAGUCAGUGAUGACAUAGAAGGUAUCAAAGCUGUAAUUGGAAAGGAAAGUGGUGACAGAGGUGAUGGAGGGGAACACAGCAGCAAAGAAAUUGGAUCUGGAAGAAGAGAUGGUCUCAAGCUGUCUGUCAGUCAAGAUAAACCGACAGAAGACCUACCACUGUUUGACAGCAGUGAAGAAACUAGCAAUGAACAUGAUGAAAAGGGUCACAACAGUUUCACCCACAGAGUUAUUUGGGUUAACUCUCCUUUGGAGGACAACAAAGAGGCAAAUAAUGACGGUAAAAGAAAGAAAGAACUGGUGUAUGAGGAAAACAUUGAAGGAGGUGGUAGAGAAGGUAGUGGGGCAGCUGUGACCGGAGAGGGUUUGCAGCAGUUCUCAAAUGCAGAUGGCUUGUUGUUUGAUGCUGCAAGAAGUCCAGUGUUGGCACGUCUUGACCCUCUGCUCAGACUGACACAUGGCAGCAAGGCCACGGAGGAGCAAAUGGAAGAGGGCAGCAACAGCAGCCACGAGUCUCGGGUUGGGCUGGUGGGAGGUGUGGAGAGGGAGAAGAGGACAGUCGUUCCUCUGGCUGUUGUCUCCACUCUCACCAUCCUCUGUCUGCUGGUGCUGGUGGGCAUACUCAUCUACUGGAGAAACUGUUUCCAGGCAGCUAAUUUCUACCCAGAUGACAGUGCAUCACCUAAAGUCAUAUCUGCCCCAUCAACACCCAUGCUGGCCACAGACGGUCAUGAGCCGCUGACAGUGAAGCAGUUUGUGAAGCACGUCAUGGAGCUACACACCACCAACACCUUCUCCAAGGAGUUUGAGAUUGUCAAAGAAUCCUAUGAGGAGGUACAGGCAUGCACGGUGGACAUGGGCAUCACCGCCGACAGCUCCAAUCACCCUGAAAACAAAAGCAAGAACAGAUACAUCAACAUACUGGCCUAUGACCACAGCAGAGUCAAGCUCUCCAACAGUUUGGACAGAGAUGGAAAAUGUGGAGACUAUAUCAACGCUAACUUUGUGGAUGGUUAUGAGCGAACGAGGGCGUAUAUCGCAGCUCAGGGGCCUCUCAGAGCAGGCAGGGAAGACUUUUGGAGGAUGAUCUGGCAGCAGAACAUUGGAGUUAUCGUCAUGAUCACCAACCUCAAGGAGAAAGGACGGACGAAAUGCGACCAGUAUUGGCCGGAUGAGAACCUGGAGGAAUACGGCCCAUACCAGGUGACCCUGAAAAGCAGCAAGACCCUCGCUUACUACACACUGCGUACGUUCACUGUGAGAGAUACCACAAAUAAGGUUUCUCAGAAGAGAGUUGAACACACGGUCCUCCAUUACCACUACACCCAGUGGCCCGACAUGGGUGUCCCAGAAUACACUCUGCCUGUCCUGUCCUUCAUCAGAGCAUCCUCCCAGGCACGGACGCAGGAGAUAGGACCCGUACUGGUACACUGCAGUGCCGGUGUAGGAAGGACAGGAACCUACAUCGUGAUAGACAGCAUGCUGCAGCAGAUCCAGGAUCAGGGUACUGUCAACGUUCUCGGUUUCCUAAAACAUGUCCGGACGCAGAGGAACUUCCUGGUUCAGACGGAGGAGCAGUACGUGUUCAUCCAUGAUGCUCUGGUGGAGGCCAUCUUGAGCCGUGACACCAUGGUUACCUCUGACCUCCUGCACUCUUAUGUGUCUGACCUCCUGACACCUGGGGCAACAGGCAGGACACGCAUGGACAAACAGUUGAAGUUGAUCAGUCAGCGUCAGGCGAAGCACGCAGACUACAGCACUGCCCUGAAAGACGGCAACGCCGAGAGAAACAGAGCCAGGGCUCUGAUGCCUGUGGAGAGAUCAAGAGUGUGCUUGACCGCUUCAGAAACAAACUCCACUGGAUACAUCAAUGCCUCCUAUGUCACGGGACAUCACCACAGUAAGGAGUUCAUCGUGAGUCAGACUCCUCUGAGCAGCACCGUGGCAGAUUUCUGGAGAAUGAUCUGGGAACACGGCACACACACUGUUGUCCGUCUGCCAGACACACACUGUCAGAGUGAGGAAGGGCAUUCUUGUGUUUACUGGCCUAGUAAAGACCAGCCAAUGAGCUUUGAGGGUUUCACUGUGUCAUACUCGGAGGAGGAGCAUGUAUGUCUGCCCAAUGACGAGAGACUUUUGGUGCAGGACUUUACAGUGGCUUCUCCACAGAACAAUUAUGUGUUGGAGGUGCGUCAGUACAGCGCCAACUGCUGGCCCAACCCAGACAGUCCCAUCAGGAACAGUUUUGAUGUGGUCAGCGCAGUCAGAGAGCACAGCAGACUUUCUGAUGCGCCUAUAGUCGUACAUGAUCCGUUGGGAGGUGCUACAUCAGGGCUGUUCUGUGCCCUCACCACCCUGUCAAGUCAGCUAGAGGAGGAGGGAGCAGUAGAUGUCUACCAGGUGGCACGGAUGACCAAUCUCAUGAGGCCUGGAGUUUUUAAUGACAUAGAGCAGUACCAGUAUCUGUACCGAGCCGUGCUGAGCCUGGUGAGCAGCCAGGAAGACCAGAGAGCCUUGCAGAGUCCAGAAACCAACGGAUCUGUACCGCUGGGACAGACCAACAUCGCCGAGAGCCUGGAGUCGCUCAUGUAGACGCAUACACACAUGCACGCCUAACACAAAACCGUGUCUCAAACACAGAAACCGCAUCAUACGAGAACACGCACCAGUAUAGAAAUGGCCCAGCAUGAUGAGAGGAUGUGUGUCUGUGUCCACUGAGCAUGCUCUAAUGUACAGUGUGUUCAGGGAUCACAUACACUAAAACUUCCUUUGAAUUAAACCUUUUGUAAAGAGAGCCAAACAAAAGAAAAAUGACAGCCAAAUCCUUUUAAGGGCUUUUCCUUCAAAACUUAAUGAAUAUGAAAUAAAUCUUAUAACCUAAAAAUUUGUUAAUGAAUUCCUCUGUAUUCCACUAGAAAUGAUUCUUCUUUUCUAUAAUUUGAAGUACAUACCUACCUGACAUUCAUUUAAAUCUUUAACAUGUACUUCUUUUGUUUCUUUCAUUUGAUCUCUUUUUUUUUCCGCUUUUUUCGUGACUCAUGCAUUCCAUCGUGCUUCUGUAACAAAGAAAGGCAUAUUAAUAAAAAAAAUCCAAUUAGCAAGCAGGCAGACAGAACUGAAUCAAGGUUUCCAAAAAAUAACAUAAAAUAAAAGUGGAACCACAAGAUGACUUCAUUGUCACAAAAAGGAAAAUGAUGCAGGAAAUGACUUCCUCCUUAACCCUUGUUUUCCUUCACGUUAUGCACUGCACAUUAACCAGCAGUUUUUGGAGCUCAAACUACCCCGCAUUCUUAUUUAGAGUAAUGUUUUGAAUAACCAAAUCUUCUUAAGGCCGCACUAGUGACAUUAUAGUGACUGCUGGUAUUUACUGCUGUUGCGUUUCUCUUUUCACGUCCUGCUGCCACUGGCUCCAUAGUCUCUGGCACCCUGUGCCUUUUUUGAUUCAUCUUCUUGUACUUUAAACUUGUUUUGAUACAACAACUGUGUGACUAAUAAGCCAAAAUGAUGAUCUGUGAUUUGUUUCUAUUUUCUUAAAGUUUUGUUGCGCUUGUUACUUUCGUAUAUAAAGGUCAAAGAGGACAGGAGGGGCAAAUGUUAUCAGGCCCGGAUGUUUUUUUAAGUGAUGCAAACUGGGAUUUAAAGCGAUAUUCCACACAAAAUCUCUAUUCUGAGUAUUAAACAGGACAGUCCCUGUAAGUCUGACUCGUGGUUGUAAAAAGUAACAGUUUGAAUCUCAUCUCAUUGAUAAGCAGCUUUUAUACUUAUAUAAGUAUAAAAACCUAUCUAACCGCUCCUCAAACAGAAUAAUCAGUCAAUAUAAUCAUCUAUGAGGACAUCACUACGUCGUUCAGCUGAGACAGUUGUCAUAAUGAUGCAAACAUUUAAUGCUUAGAUGAUGAGACAAACAGCUGAAAUAAGUGAGAUUUUUGAGACUUUGGAUUCCCCGCACUUCCUCUGCGUCCCUGUGCCGCUUGCUAUGACUGUUCGCGUUCUGAGGGAGCCCAGGUGUUUCCAUUGCGUCAGAUACGAUCAACCUUUGAAUCACUUUCAAUCAACGUUGCAGCUUCUGUCUGUGCCUGUUUUGCGUCUGCUCUGUGCCAUUUGUUUAGCACGUCUGGGGAUGCAAAAUGGCACAAAUCAUAAAGGCUACUGCAGCUGAAGCAGUGAUACUAACUGGAACGAGUCUGAACACCUUUUGUGUAAAUAUCCUUGACUACAUCAAAAGGCCAAAUUACUUGUUAUGUUUAUACUGUAUCUCUAUAUAUUUUCUAUUUUACUAUAAAAAGUGAUUUUCUAGUCAUUUACACAUAUAUAACUGUGUGGAUUCUAUUUGAUAAUUUUAGCCUGGAAAUAUUGAUCAUGUUUAUAGUUUAAAUGGAAUGGUAGCUCUUUUUAUCUUUAUGAUUACAGUAGCAGCUUAUUGUCUCUACCUUUAUCUACAGCCAGAAACUGGUGCAGUAUGUAUAUAGAAACAGGUUGUUUAUGAUUUAAGUUUGUUUCUUUUUCUGGGUGGGAAAAAAAAAUAAAGCGUUCUUGCUUAGACCCAAA
Molecule: messenger RNA, 8270 nt
Organism: Scatophagus argus
Lineage: Eukaryota; Metazoa; Chordata; Actinopteri; Scatophagidae
Product: receptor-type tyrosine-protein phosphatase zeta-like
Exons: 35
Coding region: 543-6314 (1923 amino acids)
Biological process (GO): peptidyl-tyrosine dephosphorylation
Molecular function (GO): protein binding; protein tyrosine phosphatase activity
Source: RefSeq, a predicted model, not a curated record